This is a messenger RNA of Pyricularia oryzae 70-15, 817 nucleotides long. RefSeq lists its product as uncharacterized. The record is from RefSeq and is a predicted model, not a curated record. Bases 1 to 618 code for a protein of 205 amino acids. The transcript has 3 exons. NCBI's taxonomy places the organism in Eukaryota, Fungi, Ascomycota, Sordariomycetes, Magnaporthales, Pyriculariaceae.
AUGCCGACGACAUCAUCUGCCCCGGUGUACGUCCCUAGUGCGAGUAGAAAGCUUCGAAAAGCCGGCGACACCCCGUACAUGUCCAUCCACAGCUUAACCCGGCGCAGAUUCCCAGUGCGAGUGAGAAGCAUGGGGCGCCUCAGUCACACUAUUCCACCACGGCCCACCGUCCACGGGGUGUACCAAGGGUGCGAACCAAGGCCGUGCCCACGUUUCUUGCUUCCCGUUACCCAAAGCCGUCUCCAGCAAUGGGCCGACCACGUCUUGCUGUCGGGACCCUUUGGAGACUGCCGCGCCGGCACAGUGCUUCCGGUCCACGUACAACUAACCAACCCCCGUAACGGCACUACCUCCUCGCUGCAGGCAAUCCCAGAAGCCUUCCGGGGAAGGACGCCUGCCUUUCCGGCUGGCAAAGUUUUUUGUGCCACGCUGGCUCGCAUCGCGAGAUUGGGCCUUGUCUUGUGCGCCUCUAUGCGGGUGGCGCGCCGAGCCGCCGAUCGGACUCUUCCUUCACCGCGAUCAGUGGAAAACUCGUCAAAGGGGAGAUCUGUCGAUUAUACAUGGGUGUUGCGAGGAAAGGCGUUCCGUGUAGUGACGGUGCUUAGGGCGACAGGUUGAAGAGUUUUUCGUGUGUGCGCGCCUGUUAGGGCUACAGGCGGAAGUCCCGCGCAAACGUUAACAGCAUGGUCCGUGCGCCCAUACUGAAAAUUUUGUGUACGGGAGAGAGUUGUUGGGCCGUUAAAAGAAGCUUAUCGACGUCAACUUGGAUUUGUUAGCCAAUUUUGCUGUUCAACAGUUAUUGGAAAACGAAAUUUCC